AUGCAGUUCUCGGCCACCACCCUCCUCCUCCUCGCCACCGCCGCCUCGGCCGCGAGCAUCUCCCGGCGCACCGACGGCGGGGACGACUACACCACGACGGCGACGCUGACGCCGUUCCUCGCGCCGGCCUGCGAGGUGAGCAACCUGUUGCUGAAGCCGCUGUGCAACUUUGCGCCGAUCGGGCUGGCCGAGGGCAGCUGCGUCGACGUGACCCAGCCCUGCCCCGUGCACCCGCCCACCUCCUUCAAGGCCCGGCUCGACCAGGCCGCGACGGGCUGCUACGUCACCGUGUUUCCCAACUUUGGCUGCACGGGCGACCAGGUCGCCACCGCGGACCUGACCACGAACAAUAACAUGUGCACCGAGUCGCCGUACCUCGCAAAGCUGCUCAACGGAGGGUUCCUGUCGAGCGCCAGCCUGCUGCCCUUUGGGUUCAAGAGUGCCAAGUUGGUCUGUAACUGA
Pyricularia oryzae 70-15 is the source of this 462-nucleotide messenger RNA. RefSeq lists its product as uncharacterized. The coding region runs from base 1 to 462 and encodes 153 amino acids. The transcript has 2 exons. The record is from RefSeq and is a predicted model, not a curated record. NCBI's taxonomy places the organism in Eukaryota, Fungi, Ascomycota, Sordariomycetes, Magnaporthales, Pyriculariaceae.